AUGCGCCGAUGUUUGGAAGGCCGAUACAAGGAAAGGAGUCGCUCGCCACCCUCCAACCGAGAGGGCAUGACAUGCGGCAAAAACUUGAGUGAAAUGAGCCGCACGUGGGAGCCAGAGCUUCAUAUGCUCUAUGCUUCACCUUUGGACCAGCGAAUGCCACAGAUCAAUAUUCAUGGAGAAGUGGAGCUUUUGCAGGAGUCUCUCCGAAAAGCCAAUUGCCAUAUGAACAUUUAUGUGGGUGCCGCUACGACAAAGACGUUCGCACAAUUGCUCACGCUUGCACAGUCUGGGGGAAGCAUUAUUCUUCAUUUGUCUGUGCACGUGGUAACUUCGGAGGGUGAUGUGGGCAUUGUGUUCGAGAACGGCUUCGGAGGGGCACACAUCCUCUACCAAAAGGAUCUGGAAGAUUUGCUCAACGACCGGCAGCUGAAUGGUCUAUCCUUUGUCUUCAUCAAUGGAUGCUGCUCUGAGAGCAUCGCCGCGCUUCUGGUAGAAGCCGGAUGCAAUUUGGUGAUUGCAACCCGCGGUAAAGUCUAUGAUGCUGCUGCGACCGUUUUCACACAGCAGUUCUACUACGCGCUUGGCUCGCAAGUCUCCGUGCGGUCAGCCUUCGAGAGCGCACAGCAAGUCCUGAGGGUCGACCCCGAUGCCAAGGUCAAGGCCAGUGCAGACAUGUUCGUCCUUUUUGGCCAACAUGCUGCCCGCUCUCAUACAUUGAUUCAUAGACCACCCGUGGACGCUGUGAACCGUCAGUGUGCCUUGCAGAUCGAAAACUCGGAGUUCUGCAAUGCAGCGGCUUACCUGCCACCCCGCGUAGAGGAUUACAUCGACAGAAGCUCAGUUUUAUGCGAUAUUCUGCGGAACUUUGAUGCCAGCAGCGGCCAGCCAGCGCGGAGGGCUUGCGUGCUCUCUGGUCCGGAAGGCAUUGGGAAAACUGUCACUGCUAUUGCUCUGGCCCACUUCGCCUCUUCACCUGGCCGGUUGUUUUCCAGGAAUGUCGUGUUUGUCAACCUUGACGGCAAGCCGGACUUAGCAUCUGUGGUGCAAGGCAUUUCAGAAUCUCUGGCAUCUAGACGACCGCCAUUGCUGUCUGGCAGCUGCAAAAGUCAGAAGGAUUUGCUGCAAGCCUUGCAGCACCUGGAUCAGACCAGGGGCCGUCACCUCCUGCUGCUGGAUGACCGUUCAGGGGCAAUACGGGGGAGCCCUCAGGUGCGACAUCUUCUGAGCAGUAUGCUGGAGACAGCAAAGAAGAUGAGUCUAGUCAUUUGCUCCAGGGAGCAGCUCUACGAGCCAUUGGGGCAUUGCAAGUGCGUAAAUCUACCCUUGAGUGCAUUGACGGAGAUGCAGUCUGCUCAGCUCUUCCUCAAGCGAGUGCACCGCCCGCUGCGCCCCUGCGACUUAGACCAGGCGGCCGGUGGUGGACGCCUUACGAAGACGCAGGACAUCCUGCGGAAGCUGGCCGCCCACCCCUUGCUGCAGCAGACCGCCGGGAAUCCAGGUCGAGUCAAUGCUGUGUGUCAACGUGUGACGCCGCAGCUGCGAUCGUUGUGGGAUCUUUGCUCCUGGCAGCGGCUGGAGGUGCGAACUAUGUCAUUUGAAGAAACUGAAACUUGCAGCCUAGCGCGGCGCAUGUCCGAAGAUGCAAUGGACUCAACGCUGCUCACUCGAAAAAUGUCCAUCGAUGGAGCGCCCUUGGCGCGAAUGAUGUCAAUGGACGAAACACCGCUGGCUCGGAUGAUGUCUGUAGACGAGAUGCAGGCCACGGAGGACGGUAUCGACCAUUUCUAG
This is a messenger RNA of Effrenium voratum, 1788 nucleotides long. The record is from the annotation of a GenBank genome assembly. Lineage: Eukaryota; Dinophyceae; Suessiales; Symbiodiniaceae.